AGCCACGGGGCCUGCGAGGCACCGAUGGGUUCGCUGGUGGCCAAGCUCCUUCUGCCCACCAUCAGCACCUUGGUCUUCCUCCCCACCAUCAGCAUCGCGGCCAAAACUAGUUUUCUAACUCUCUUUUAUUUAUUUCUUUUGGUUUUGAAGUUUUACCAUGCGUGUGACGGUCCUGGCUUAUCAGUGCUGUGCUUCAUGCGCUACGAUAUCCUGGAGUACUUCAGCAUCUACGGAACAGCUCUGUCCAUCUGGGUGUCCCUGAUGGCCCUGGCAGAGUUUGACGAGCCGAAGAGAUCGACCUUCGUCAUGUUCGGCGUCCUCACCAUCGCUGUGAGGAUCUACCACGACCGCUGGGGCUACGGUGUCUACUCGGGACCCAUCGGGACGGCCGUCCUUGUGAUAACCGUGAAAUGGCUGCAAAAGAUGAAAGAGAAGAAAGGGCUCUAUCCAGACAAGAGUGUCUACACCCAACAGAUCGGUCCUGGCUUCUGUUUCGGGGCAUUAGCGCUGAUGCUGAGGUUCUUCUUUGAGGAGUGGGAUUACACCUACGUGCACAGCUUCUACCAUUGCGCCUUGGCCAUGGCCUUCGUGCUGCUGCUGCCCAAGGAGAACAAGAAGGCCGGGAGCGGCGGGACCCCUGCCAGGCUCGACUGCUCCACGCUCUGCUGCUGUGUCUGA
This is a messenger RNA of Leptosomus discolor (cuckoo roller), 678 nucleotides long. NCBI's taxonomy places the organism in Eukaryota, Metazoa, Chordata, Aves, Leptosomiformes, Leptosomidae. The record is from RefSeq and is a predicted model, not a curated record.